UUAAACUAUCUACUAUUAGAGCUUUGGAAAUCUGCGUAGGCACUUGCGUCGGCAGAUGCAAAAAUGACGUGAUAUUUCCUUCUUAUCAACGGCUAUCAGAGUGCCGACACCUAGUCGAGAUUAGAUAUUGCGUACAAUAUAUUUUUAAGCUGUUUUAAGAUUGCUGUUUGUUCAAAGCGAGGAAGUGCCGCGGAAUCGCUUUAACGAAUCACGAAUGUCGUAUUGUUUUAAACAUUCUUUGCAUAAACAUCGCGUUGUUCAUUAUACUUGUGGAGCGUUUGCGUCGAGCUCGAUAGAAAAGAUGCCGCUCGUCGAGCGACUUCGUCUCGACGAGGUCGUCAGUUCAUACCCAGAGCUCGGUCCAACGGUUCCGGAUGGUGGAUACUCGUGGUUUGUUCUUCUAGGUGUUGUCUUCAUUCAGAUCACUGUGCCUAGCGUCCUGUCAAUGUAUGGCAUAGUACGAGGGUAUUUAGUCACCAACUAUCCGUCGCUUUACUUUGAUCUAUGGAGCGAGGUCACUUUGGCGCCUCUAUUAUUCGUUGCUUUUUGGAGCUUAGCAGACCCAUGGACCAAGGCCAUCACGGAUCUGGCAUCAAUCCCAAGACUGGUUGGUAUCAUCGGCGUGGCUCUUCUCACCAUGGGUGUCAUAGCUUCCGGAUACUUGGCAACCGGUGGAGUGGGCGCAUAUUUAGCUGGUUUGAGUGCCGGUGCGGUUAUGGGCAUAGGGGCGAGUUUUGUGAUUGUUGAAAGUGAAACCGUGCUGCGAAAACAUUUCAAGGUGAGACUGCCGUUGGCGCUGACGUUGAAGAACAUUGCCAUGUCCGUUGGCUUCACCCUUGUGCCGGCGCUUACACAGUUCCUGCUUGCGAAAACAGACCUGAAGACAGGACUUUUGCUGAUGACGAUUACCUUUAUUCCUACUGCCUUAGGCACUCUGAUCUUGCGCUUUCCAACUCCACAGCGAGCAUCUCCUUAUAGGUUACUUCUGACCGACGAAGAUAAUGAAUUGGGCAUCAGGAUAUCCUCGGAUAGAGAAUCGGAUUUUGAUCAACGGAAUAAUGGUACAGAUAACAUCGGCUAUGACAAUAGCGACAAACAGGACAGUAAUGUCGAGGCUUUGUUUAGCGAGGUGAACAGCAUUUACACUUAUCAAGAAGCGGACGAGGAUGUCGAGCUCUUCGUUAAUCCGACCGUGCAAUCCGGCAAGUGGAAGCAGGAGUUUCAUGUGGCUCGCUAUUUCAAAUUUUGGGCGGUCAUGGUGACAUGGACUGGGAUGAAGUCCAGCUCACUCUUCUUUUGGAUUCUGAUACCCAGCUUAUUUCUGCAACGAACAGAGCCAUUUUAUCAUGCUGACUGCGUGACAUUGUUGGUGGCUGCAGGUGUUGGUUCUUUCAUACCUAGCAUCGCUAGCUAUUGGUUCAUCGUCACUACCGCUCAAUACAGAAGAAUAUAUUUCGGCGGCGCCUGUUGGCUUAGCAGUAUUAUUUUGUUAAGUGCGUGAGAUGUGCAUAAAAUUUUGCUUUUCUUCAACAUUUCGAA
Molecule: messenger RNA, 1539 nt
Organism: Acromyrmex echinatior (Panamanian leafcutter ant)
Lineage: Eukaryota; Metazoa; Arthropoda; Insecta; Hymenoptera; Formicidae
Biological process (GO): transmembrane transport
Molecular function (GO): transmembrane transporter activity
Source: RefSeq, a predicted model, not a curated record